AAAGAGGCUGAACAAAUCACUCUUAUGCAGAAAGAGGUCUUUGCACUGGAGCAAGAAAAAAGCUCUCUCGACAGCGCGUUUGCACAACGCAACUCACAGAUAGAAAGUGCCGCUCUUCAAUUAACCGAGAUGGAAAGUCACGCUGCGAAUAUGCAAGAGAAAAGGAAGCAAAUCGAUGCUGAGAAUGAGCGCUUAAAACGCACUGCUGAGCGGUUAAAACAACUUAUAGAUAGCAGUGAUGUUGAAACCCUCAUGAAAGAGCAAACAGACCUAAUGUCUGAAUUCCCACCGUUCUCGCAGCAAGUGAACACAAAGUCUGCUUUCUCAAAUGCGGCUGAUCCUUUUAUAGGAAGCGCUUCAUUAGGGGGUGGAGAUCCAUUUGGUUCAGACCCGUUUGCCUCUGCAAGUUCUUCAACUUUCCAAACCUUUGACGAACCCUUCGGGGCACAGAAAGAUCCUUUUGGGUCGUCGGACCCCUUUGCCUCGGGAGCACAAGGGCCAGCAAGCAGUGGAGGUUCAAAAUCAAUUCCCCCGCGACCGGCCCCACCAAAGUCAAGACAAACUCCCACAGCAAAUGCUGAGGCAGAUCCUUUCCAAAACAAGUAA
This is a messenger RNA of Enterobius vermicularis (human pinworm), 606 nucleotides long. The record is from the annotation of a GenBank genome assembly. NCBI's taxonomy places the organism in Eukaryota, Metazoa, Nematoda, Chromadorea, Rhabditida, Oxyuridae.